This is a messenger RNA of Colletotrichum abscissum, 1611 nucleotides long. RefSeq lists its product as uncharacterized. The record is from RefSeq and is a predicted model, not a curated record. The transcript has a single exon. Lineage: Eukaryota; Fungi; Ascomycota; Sordariomycetes; Glomerellales; Glomerellaceae. Bases 1 to 1611 code for a protein of 536 amino acids.
AUGGGCGCCCUUCCACCCACAAUGCAGCCCAUGUACGCUUAUCACAACCAUGCCAGGGCAUUACACGCGGUAACGUUUUUGCUUGUCCUUCUUUUCAUAUUGAUUCAGGUUGCAAAAAGUCGACAAGAUGCUUACGAAGUCAUCGACGUCGAUCCUCUUGUGCCGGUGGUCAAGACCAGCCAAAAAGAAACUUCUGUACAUGGCAGCGACUACCUGAGAGAAUUUGCAGAGCGGCACAGUCUUACACAAAACAUAUCUUGGUACUCUCAGAGGAUCAGGGUCGUACCAGAAGCCCCUCAGAGGUUCCCAACGACAAACAUCAAGCGCGCGUUUGCCGACAAGGAGUUUCAAAACAUUCGUUGGGAUGACGAGAGUUUCGAUAUGUACCCCAAGGGCGAUGCAAACGAUCUUCCCGUAACCACAAGCAUACUACCAGGCGCCGUCGAUGCUUCCGAUUUGCUGUUCGGCAUCUCCACGACUUACAAGCGCCUCACAAACGCCAAUGACUCCCUCAUCAUGGACUGGCAGAGGUGGCUCACGAACGGCCAUGGCAAAUCGAACGGGGCGACUGUCGUCGUGACGCUUUACCGAGCCACCAGUGGAGAGGCGUGGGAAAUAUACGAGAAGCUGCAAGCGUUCGGCAUAGACGCUACAGUGGUGCCACUAGAAAAGAAACGGGACAAACCUUCGAGAUAUCUUGACUUGGUCACCGUUCUCAUGGAUGUCAACGAGGCCUUGACCGAGCAGGAACACGGCAAGAAGUACUUUGGCCUCCUGGACGACGACAUCUUCCUCCCCACUCCAGGACAGCUCACCCAAAGGCUUUCCAAGUUUGACGCCUCGAGCCCAUACUACAUCGGGCUUCCCAGCGAGCGGCCAGACUGGUCCGUCGAGAACGACACAGCAGUCACCCACGGCGGCGGUGCCAUCUUCCUCACCCCGCCCGGUGCCCUACUCGUCUCUCACCUGCCGUGCCGGCCCGAAGAAGGGUUCACCGGAAACCACACCAAAUGGGACAGCAUCCUCCACGACUGCGUGACGACCCACACCGACCUCUCCUUCCACGUUCUCCCGAGCUUCUACUCCCCCACAGACGCCCUCUACAACAUCCAAGCAGCGACCUACGACCUGGGCGUCUCCCCGCUGACCCUCCGCCACUACAAGUCCCGCCACCGUUUCGAUCCCAGCCAGGGCCACGCGGUGACGUCCGUCUGCGGCGAGGCCUGCUUCCUACAGCGCUUCCGGUUCGCCGACGACUGGGUGCUGGUGAACGGGUACUCGCUCACGCACUACUGCGCCGGGUCCGAGGUCGUGCCCAUGGAAGCCGAUGCGGAUCUCCAGGGGGCUAUGCAAUACGGCCAGGAGGCCGAGAUGCCGCUAGGUGAGGGUAUCGUGCUGCACGACUCUACGGAGGAUAAAGAAGUCGUGACGUGGAGGGGCACGAGGAACGUAUGGCUGUUGCUGGAUUCUGUUGUUGGGGAGAAGGGAGAGGUCUGGCAGGUGUAUGUGAAGAGGCGAGGCGGUUCGGGCUUCAUGGAUGGAGAGGAGGAGGGUGAGGAUGGUGAUGGCGACCAUCUUGAUUCUGUGAUUGUGCUUAUUUGGGAGUCUUGA